This is a messenger RNA of Adineta ricciae, 1480 nucleotides long. NCBI's taxonomy places the organism in Eukaryota, Metazoa, Rotifera, Eurotatoria, Adinetida, Adinetidae. The record is from the annotation of a GenBank genome assembly.
AUGACAUCAUCAAGUUAUAUGCUUGAACGUGAAUUGCUUGGCUCAGCAAGAGCGAUUAUCGAUGCGAGUUCCAAUGCUCCUCUUACACAACAAUCUCAAUAUAGUACUUUUCGAGGGCCGUAUACAACUACAUCUACGAGUUUUAGUCCCCUUGGAUACGGAACAACUCCGUGUGAUAAUUCGGAAUCGAGAAAAGCUCUAGCAGAUUUACAAGACCAAUUACGCGUUUUGAAAAAAGAUCUGGAGAAUAAAGAUGCUCUUGUUCAAGAAUUAACUUCAAUGAAGGAUGCAAAUAAACAUGUUCAUUUCGAACCGUCUCGAUACGAUGUUUUAUCUGGUGUUGAUCGAACAUCUCUUGCAGCAGCUCAACGUGACCUAGACCAAUGUCGAAUGAAAAUCGACGCUCUAACUCACGAUUUACGUGAAACAUCGAUCAAAUGUUCGGCGAAAGAUGAACGAAUCAAUGAGUUAAGACAUGAAAAUGAAUCGCUCAAACGCGAACAUGAACUUGUUCUUCAAACUAAUAAUCAAUUUCGUUUACGAAUUCGUGAGCUCGAGACGAACAUGAGUUCGUUUGAUUCAGUUGCAAAUAAAUCAUCAUUAACAAUCUCAUCAUUACAAAAAGAUGCUCGAGAAAAACAAGAUCAAUUAUUAGAAUUACAAACACGAAUCAGAGCACAUAUGGAAGAACGAGAAGUAAAUGAACGAAAAAUGGAUGUGCUGCACAAAAAAUUACAAGAAUUAUUCGCACAAUUAAGUGUCACUCUUGGACAUGAUUAUGGACAACCGAGUACAUUAGCAUUCGAAACAGUUAUAAACAGAAUUGCUGAUAUAAAUGCUGAGAAUAUCUUACUAAAAGGAAAAAUGGUCAAAUUGGAAGAAACGAACAAGUUGUUAGAACAAGAUUCGCAAACAAAUCGUGCAACCAUUCAACAAAUGACCAAUCAAUUACAAUCCUAUGAUCAUAAUACCAUCGGUCAUCGUUUGCAAAUCGAUGCGAUCAAAGCCGAGCGAGAUGCGGCACUUCAUGAUAAAGAAAUGGUCAAAAGUGAACUUGAAACAGUGAAAUCUCGUCUUGAUUCCAUUCAGAAAGCCUGGCAGAAUACACGUGGAGAAUUAGACGAACGACAAAACCGAUUUUCGACCAAUGAACUACAUGUUAAACAAUUAGAAAACGAUUUAGCUUAUAGCAAAUCAUGCUUCGAAGCAUUUAAACAACAAGUCGGACAACUGCUUUCUGAUGGAUAUGUCAAAGUUGAACCAAAAGAAGAUGAAAUUAAAGAAAAGAUUCAUUUAUUAAUGCAAUCAAGCAAAGAUCGAGGCCUUAUCAUAACAAACCUUCAAAAUCAAAAAGAACAGUUAGCCAAGCAAUUACAAGAACAACUCGAGAUGAGCAAAGAAUCGGAGAAGAAACGAACCCACACCGAAUCGCAUUUGUAUGAAUUAGAAAAUCGUCUGAAAACAUUGAACAUGACCUGCA